Molecule: messenger RNA, 1432 nt
Organism: Sciurus carolinensis (gray squirrel)
Lineage: Eukaryota; Metazoa; Chordata; Mammalia; Rodentia; Sciuridae
Gene: Adrm1
Product: ADRM1 26S proteasome ubiquitin receptor
Exons: 10
Coding region: 114-1334 (406 amino acids)
Biological process (GO): ubiquitin-dependent protein catabolic process
Cellular component (GO): proteasome regulatory particle, lid subcomplex; nucleus; cytoplasm
Molecular function (GO): ubiquitin binding; proteasome binding; endopeptidase activator activity
Source: RefSeq, a predicted model, not a curated record
CCAGAGCGCGGGCGGGGCGGGCCGAGCGCGGGCUUCCGGCGGGGCCCGGCAGGCGCCGAGGAGGAAGAGCGAACCCGGACGGCGCCUCUCAGCCGAGGGUGGGCGCAGCCAGGAUGACGACUUCAGGCGCUCUGUUCCCAAGCCUGGUGCCAGGCUCUCGGGGGUCCUCCAACAAGUAUUUGGUGGAGUUUCGGGCAGGGAAAAUGUCACUGAAAGGCACUACCGUCACUCCAGAUAAACGGAAAGGGCUCGUGUACAUCCAGCAGACCGACGACUCUCUCAUCCACUUCUGCUGGAAGGACAGGACAUCAGGGACCGUGGAAGACGACUUGAUCAUCUUCCCCGAUGACUGUGAGUUCAAGCGCGUGCCUCAGUGCCCCAGCGGGAGGGUCUAUGUGCUCAAGUUCAAGGCUGGGUCCAAGCGGCUCUUCUUCUGGAUGCAGGAGCCCAAGACCGACCAGGAUGAGGAGCACUGCCGGAAAGUCAACGAGUACCUGAACAACCCCCCGAUGCCUGGGGCCCUGGGGGCGAGUGGGAGUGGGGGCCACGAGCUGUCAGCGCUGGGUGGUGAGGGUGGCCUGCAGAGCCUGCUGGGGAACAUGAGUCACAGCCAGCUCAUGCAGCUCAUCGGACCAGCCGGCCUUGGAGGACUGGGUGGCCUCGGGGCUCUGACUGGGCCAGGUCUGGCCAGCUUGCUGGGCAGUGGCGGGCCUCCUGCUAGCAGCUCUUCGUCCAGCUCCCGGAGCCAGUCGGCAGCGGCCACCCCAUCCUCCACCACCUCUUCUGCCCGUGCCACCCCAGCCCCCUCUGCCCCAGCAGCCGCCUCGGCGACCAGUCCAAGUCCUGCGCCCAGCUCAGGUAAUGGAACCAGCGCAGCAGCCAGCCCAACCCAGCCCAUCCAGCUGAGCGACCUCCAGAGCAUUCUGGCCACCAUGAAUGUGCCGGCUGGGCCUGGAGGCGGCCAACAAGUGGACCUCGCCAGUGUGCUAACGCCAGAGAUCAUGGCGCCCAUCCUCGCCAACGCCGACGUCCAGCAGCGCCUGCUGCCCUACCUGCCCUCCGGGGAGUCACUGCCCCAGACUGCAGAGGAGAUCCAGAGCACACUGACCUCGCCCCAGUUCCAACAGGCCCUGGGCAUGUUCAGUGCGGCCUUGGCCUCGGGGCAGCUGGGGCCCCUCAUGUGCCAGUUUGGCCUUCCUGCAGAGGCCGUGGAGGCCGCCAACAAGGGCGAUGUGGAAGCGUUUGCCAAAGCCAUGCAGAACAGCGCCAGACCCGAGCAGGAGGGCGAUGCGAAAGACAAGAAGGACGACGAGGAGGACAUGAGUCUGGACUGAGGCGGGUGUGGCCACGGGGCCGCCUGCUCCGUGGUGGCGCUCCCACCCACUCCUCUCUUCAGACCUCCUGAUAAAUAAAGGUCCUUUCUUUUACCUGC